CGGGCCGGCAACACGUACAAGAGGAGCUCAGCGAUGGCGUGAAGAUAGCAAACCAAAGAAAAAUGUCAAAAGGAAACUAAUAAUUUCAGCAGAUGGUGACUCACAGAUGACUGCAGAUACAGCUCUACCAAAACAGGAUGCAAUUGCUGUUAAAAAAACAAAAAAAGUAAAACAUGAUCAGGUGGAAACCCGAAGUGGCAAACACGCAAAAACGACGCAUAAGUGGCCUAAAUUAAAAACACGUUCGUCACCUAUGCAGUUGUUCAAAUGCAUCAAGUCUCUAACGAGGAACCAACAAGAAGACGUUAAUAGGAUGGGUUUUGGAAAAAUGUUGUCAUUCAACAUCAGUGGGAUACCUCUAAAAAUUGCCCACUAUGUUGUGGACCACUUUAACCCAGAAGAAAUGGCUAUUGAAUUGCCAUGUGGGUCAAUACAUGUUGAUGUUCAGUCUGUCCAUGACCUUCUAGGGAUUCCUAAGAAGGGCAUAGACAUGCAAAAUGUACGAACAUAUUCAAAGCUUGAUGUUGCUGUUGAAGCAUGGAGAAAACGAUAUCGUAAACGAUUUGUGGCACCAACGAACCUGGCACGAUCUAUACUCACAAGUGAUGAAGCCAACAGUUUUCAUUUCCGACUGGACUUCCUGAUGUUAUUCUUAACCGUCAUGGUUGAGUGUAACAAAAAUGGGCGAAUGAAAGAGUGGAUUUUGAAAACUUUUACAGGAGACACGGAUUUUAGUAAAAUCAAUUGGUGUGCCUAUCUGAUCCAACAAAUCAAAUCAUGUAAAGAUGGCUGGAAGAGUUCUGAUCCUGAAUCUCCAUUUUCUGGACCACUCACACUUUUGGCUUUGCUAUAUGUCGACAGAGUUAAAUGCACAGGAUUUCCAGUUGACCGGACAAUAUACCCAAUCGUAUUCUGGAGCAAAUACGAACUGAAAAAAAGAGAACGGUUUGAGAUAAAAAGAGGUGGCUUUGGUGGAGAGGAUUUGCAUGAAGUUGGUGUGGUUAGACGGGAUCCAAGAAAAACAGAGUUACAUGCUAAUGAUGAAGUUAAUGAGAUUGCAUUGAUAGAAAAACAUUUGGACGUGAUGGAGGCGAAAAGAGUUACGGUGCAAAAAAAAUUGGAAGUAGUGUUCAAUGCUCAUCCAGACAACGAGCAAGUUAAAAAAUUGAUACAACGAUUUGAGAAAAUUGUACACUCAAAAAAAAAACAAGGGGAUGGCUGUGGCCUGAUUCCCCAAGGGAAAAAAUUGCUGGGGUGCUCAUGUCUCUUAACAAGACAGUCCAAAACCCAGAUAAUGAUUACACGGAAGGUACAACGGGAAAACGGAUAUGUAUCACUUCAUUGAAUAUGUACUCAGUUUUUUCUACAAGCUGUUACUAAUUUGAAUAUUUUUUUUUAAAUGCAGACCCUGAAGAUGAUGUGCCAAACGCGGCUGCAGUGGCAAAGAUCAAUGAUUCGAAUAAACCGAAUCAUGUGGAUGUGCGAAAUAAAAAACGCAGUGCAGCGAGUGAUGAUUUACUGAAAAAAGCAUCUGGCAAUGAUCGGGGGAAUGGCAAUGGUAAGCGAAUGAAGAAUGAUGUGUCGGCAAAAGCAUCUGGCAAUGAUCGGGGGGAUGGCGAUGGUAAGCGAAUGAAGAAUGAUGUGUCGGCAAAAGCAUCUGGCAAUGAUCAGGGGAAUGGCGAUGGUAAGCAAAUGAAGAAUGAUGUGUCGG
Molecule: messenger RNA, 1711 nt
Organism: Helianthus annuus (common sunflower)
Lineage: Eukaryota; Viridiplantae; Streptophyta; Magnoliopsida; Asterales; Asteraceae
Exons: 9
Coding region: 107-1345 (412 amino acids)
Source: RefSeq, a predicted model, not a curated record